GUACUCUGCGGGUCAACACCCAGGCGGGCACUGUGACAGACACACUCAAGCUGGUGGAGGAAACUGUGAAACAGGACUAUGACAGAAAAGGCUGGAAUCCUCCUGUUAUUGAGUUACAUCCCCUGAUUCCUGACGUGUUGAUGGUACAGAACAGAGGGCCUGUAGAGGGCCUUCACCAUCAUGAUAAGGAGAUUGUGGUAGAUUUGUUCUGUGGCAUGGCUGUGCUUCGAGGAGCUGAUGUGUUUGCUCAGGGAAUUAUGGGAUGUCAUCCAGGUGUCAGAAGAGGAGAUGAGGUAUCAGUUUACACGGACGUAGAUGGGGCCUGUUUGAAGGGGCUAAGUAAAAUUUACUCAGGUCAUAAAGCCUUUGUUGGGAACGGUCUGGCUCGUCUUGGACGUGAUGAGCUCUUCUGUAAUGGAGGUACAAAUCUCAGUGGGAUAGGUAUUGAGAUGACAAAACCUCUAUACCAAGCACCUUGUUUAGCGGACACUCUCCUUGACCGGGUAUUUGCUCAGAAUCUCCCCUCUAUUGUAUGUGGACAUGUACUCGACCCCAAACCAGGAGAACUCAUCUUGGACAUGUGUGCUGCACCAGGUGGAAAAACUUCGCACAUUGCCUGUCUGAUGAAAAAUGAGGGUCGUGUUGUUGCACUAGACAAGUCACCUCAAAAAGUGCAGAAAAUUUACCAGAACUGUCAAAGAUGGGGACUAUCUUGUGUGGAAGGAUACGUGUGGGAUGCGUCAAAAGCAUUGUGUGAGGAUGCAGAUGCUGGCGGAGGACCACCAUUCACAGCAUGUUCCUUUGACAGAGUCCUGGUGGACGCUCCGUGUAGUGCACUAGGACAGAGGCCUUCCUUCAGGAAUAAAAUGACAGCAAAGGAAUUGAAGUCAUACCCAAAAUACCAGCGCAAACUUUUAGCAGUGGGUGUUGAGUUAGUGAAGGCUGGUGGAGUGUUGGUGUACAGUACCUGUUCCUUACCCAUUGAGGAGAAUGAGGGUCAAGUGGAGUGGGUUCUGAAGAGCUACCCUGACCUACAGCUUGAGCAACAGACUCCCUAUGUAGGUCAGCCAGGCCUGGAGGGUACCAAACUGUCCAGAGAACAACUACAACUGCUGCAGCGGUUUGACCCAGGAGCUUCUGUGAAAACACACUCAGAUUGGAACACUGAUACCAUAGGAUUUUUCCUUGCCAAAUUUAGAAGGAAACGAUAACAUUAAUAUGACAUAUAGGAAUAAAAAAUUGAUGUUUUGAAAACAUGCCUGAUUGGCUUAGCCAUAUCACAUGUACAGUUAGGUCUGACAGCGGGGAAAAUAAUAAUCAGUGAGAUUGGAAUUGCCCAUGAUUAAGAUAGAGCCAGCUGUUACAUUUCCCUCCCUCUUCAGAAUUAACCACUAGGGGUAAAAAUGGUUUAUUAAACAUUAGCAUAAGUUUUCUGCAUUGACAGCCUGUAAAAACAACCUCUUUUUUUUAGUUGAUGUGAUGGUUAUGUUAAUUUUGUGUCCUGUCAGCCCCUGCUAAAGAU
This is a messenger RNA of Liolophura sinensis, 1522 nucleotides long. RefSeq names its product tRNA (cytosine(72)-C(5))-methyltransferase NSUN6-like. The transcript has 10 exons. Gene Ontology annotation, biological process: RNA methylation. Gene Ontology annotation, molecular function: RNA methyltransferase activity; RNA binding. The record is from RefSeq and is a predicted model, not a curated record. Bases 141 to 1211 code for a protein of 356 amino acids. Lineage: Eukaryota; Metazoa; Mollusca; Polyplacophora; Chitonida; Chitonidae.